UAGCAAGCCCUUUUGCUGAAAAGCUUCAAUUUUUUCACACAAUUGAGCUGUAAUCUCAAAUGGGUUUUUUCUAAAAUCCAGAAAUGAUGUAAAUUUUUCUCUUGAAUUUGUGUUUUUCUAGUGAAAAUCUGAAAAGGGUUAGUUUCUUUUUUACAUUUGAAUGGAGAUUUACUCAUUACUAGUUGUAUUGCUCUGUUUCUUGGCUGCUUUAGCUGCUGCCACUGAGUUUGAUUCUGGGACUUUAACUCUUAGUAGUUUGAAGCUUUUAGGCGAUGCCCAUUUGGGGAAUAAUACUAUUAAGUUGACACGUGACCUUGCUGUUCCAAAUUCCGGUGCCGGAAAAGUUUUGUAUUCUAAACCAGUAAAGUUCCGGCAGCCGGGUCUUGAUUUUCCGGCGAGUUUCUCUACGUUUUUCUCGUUUUCUGUUAGUAAUUUGAAUCCUUCAUCGAUUGGAGGUGGAUUGGCUUUUGUUAUCACACCGGAUGAUGAGUCGGUUGGUGAUUCCGGUGGGUAUUUGGGGAUUUUGGAUGCAGAAGGAGGGCAAAAUGGGAAUUUUGGAGUUGAAUUUGAUACACUUGUGGAUGUUGAAUUUAAAGAUAUUAAUGGAAAUCAUGUGGGGUUAGAUUUAAAUUCAAUGAUUUCAACUCAGGUUGGUGAUCUUGAUUCUAUUGGUGUUGAUCUAAAAAGUGGUGAUUUGGUUAAUUCUUGGAUUGAUUAUUUUGGUUCUACAAAAAAAUUGAAUCUUUAUGUUUCAUAUUCUAAUCUUAAGCCAAAAGAACCAUUUUUAUCUGUUACAAUUGAUCUUUCUGAAUAUGUAAAUGAUUUCAUGUUUGUGGGGUUUUCUGGUUCAACACAAGGGAGUACAGAGAUUCAUAGUAUUGAAUAUUGGAGUUUCACUUCAUCAUUUGAUACAAAUCCUAAAUCUCCCCCGGAAGCGGGGGCGGAGCAGCCUCCGCCCCCGCCAACGGCUAGUUUGAUGAACCCCACGGCGGAUGUAACUACAUCCGCCACAUCGCCUCCUCCGGAGCAGCAGAUUGCUCCAGCGGAAGCGAAUGGUACUGCUAAUGCAGUACAGAAAAACAGCAGCAAAUGUCAUAAUAGUUUUUGUAAGCAAGGUGCUGGUGCUGUUGUUGGGGUUGUUACUGCUGGAGCAUUCUUUCUAGCUUUUGCUACAUUGGUACUUAUUUGGUUGUAUUCGAAAAAAUUCAAGAAUGUGAAGACUUCAGAGUCUAUGUUGCCUUCUGAUAUUAUCAAAAUGCCAAAGGAAUUUAGCUAUAAGGAGCUUAAAAUCGCGACGAAAGGGUUUGAUUCUACUAGGAUAAUAGGGCAUGGUGCAUUUGGUACUGUCUAUAAAGGGAUUUUGUCUGAGACUGGUGACAUUGUUGCGGUAAAGAGGUGUAGUCAUAAUGGACAAGGGAAAGCUGAGUUCUUUUCUGAAUUGUCGAUAAUCGGAACACUUAGACAUAGAAAUCUUGUUAGGCUACAAGGAUGGUGUCAUGAGAAAGGUGAAAUCUUGUUAGUUUAUGAUUUGAUGCCAAAUGGUAGUCUUGACAAGGCGUUAUUCGAGUCCAGAAUGAUCCUCUCGUGGCAACACAGGCAAAAAAUCUUGUUAGGUGUUGCUUCUGCAUUAGCAUAUUUACAUCAAGAAUGCGAAAACCAGGUGAUACAUAGGGAUAUCAAGAGUAGUAACAUUAUGUUGGAUGAAGGGUUCAAUGCAAAGUUAGGAGAUUUUGGAUUAGCACGACAAAUCGAACACGACAAGUCCCCCGAUGCAACGGUAGCAGCCGGUACAAUGGGGUAUUUGGCACCAGAAUACUUGUUGACAGGUAGAGCAACUGAGAAAACUGAUGUGUUUAGUUAUGGGGCAGUGGUUCUUGAAGUGGCAAGUGGGAGGAGGCCAAUUGAGAAAGAAACAACAACUAGUGGUGUUGGAUUAAACAGCAAUUUGGUUGAAUGGGUGUGGGGAUUACACAAAGAUGGGAGUUUACUAUCAGCAGUUGAUUCAAAAUUGAAUCUUGAAUUUGAUGAAAAAGAAAUGACAAGAGUGUUGUUAGUUGGUUUGGCUUGUUCACAUCCUGACCCUAUAGCUAGGCCAACAAUGAGGGGGGUGGUACAAAUGUUAGUAGGUGAGGCUGAAGUACCUAUUGUACCAAGGGCUAAACCAUCAAUGAGUUUUAGCACAUCUCAUUUGUUAAUGACAUUGCAAGAUAGUGUUUCUGACUUGAAUGGUAUGAUCACACUUUCAACUUCUUCAUCAGAAAACAGUUUCAAUGGUGUUGGUGGACAUGAUGGCAUGGACCUAGUUUAGUUCAAAAAUCAAGAAAGGAGCUUUGGAUGGUUUCACUUUUUGUCAUCUUUUUGUUUUGUUGUUUGGGGUGUGAGCCCUUAUUAGCGCAGAAU
This is a messenger RNA of Solanum verrucosum, 2400 nucleotides long. Its product is annotated as L-type lectin-domain containing receptor kinase VIII.1-like. Gene Ontology annotation, cellular component: plasma membrane. Gene Ontology annotation, molecular function: ATP binding; carbohydrate binding; protein kinase activity. The record is from RefSeq and is a predicted model, not a curated record. Gene Ontology annotation, biological process: protein phosphorylation. The coding region runs from base 161 to 2308 and encodes 715 amino acids. The transcript has a single exon. Lineage: Eukaryota; Viridiplantae; Streptophyta; Magnoliopsida; Solanales; Solanaceae.